CGGCGGGUCGGGGCUGGGUGCCAGCGCCUCGCGUCUCCCCAGCCCUCAGAACCCGCCCAGGGUGCCCAGGACCCUAGUGCCCUCUGAUGCGCUGGGGACCCUGCCUCCGACAUCCCCUGGGCUGCCUGGGUCCGCGGCCACCUGUGGACCUGAUUACCUUCCACACCUGGGAAACCCUACAUCCUCCAGAUUUCCCUCAGACUCAGCACACAGACCUCGGCGGCUUCAAGGCCUGAGACCGUUAUAUCUUCUCCUCCAGAAGCCCAACAGAUCCCCUCUGGUCCAACUCCAAAGCUUCUUCGGGUCUCCAGGCCCAUGGACUCCCAUCCUUUCUUGGGUGGAGAGGCCUUCAGACCCACCUGUCCCUAGAGACCCUCCUUCCUAGGAUCUCCUGCCUCCUGCUCUCUAUCUUGAGGUCCAUAGAGCCUUUCAGCUUCUACUAGAGUGUUCUUGAGGUUUGUGAAUUGUAAAUAGGGAUAAAAGUGGCACCAUCUGAUAGGUCAACAGAGGACCACGCAUAACCAAAGAGGAGGUCAGACUGACUGGUGACUGAGCCAUGUCCCUAGUCCUGGCUUACAUAUUUUUUCCAGUGGUCACUUUAGCUGUGGUGGAGCGACUUUUGUUGUAGGCCGAAAGACCACAAAAGGUGGUACUCACCUUAGCGCCUCACCAGGGUGUCUGCUAUCCAAGUGUAAGACACACUGCUUCUGGUAGGGGGAAGAGGGACUGAAGUCAGCGGGGGAGUCCUGAAGGAAAGGGGAAGGUACUGAAGGAGACGAGUUCGGAUGUGUCAGCACUGUCUGUGUAACUGGAGGGGUUGAAGCUGCAAGCAGGAGGUGUCGAUGUCCAGACAGGAUUCACAGAUGGAGUCAGUGGAAAAGACCACCAACAGAAGUGAGCAGAAAUGCAGAAAGUUUUUAAAGAGCCUCAUUAGGAAGCAACCCCAGGACCUGCUCUUGGUCAUUGGGACUGGUGUGAGCGCAGCUGUGGCCCCAGGCAUCCGAGCACUCUGCUCUUGGAGGAGCUGCAUCGAGGCGGUCAUCGAAGCUGCGGAGCAGCUGGAGGUUCUGCACCCUGGCGACGUUGCCGAGUUCCGGAGGAAGGUGAUGAAGGACCGGGACCUGCUGGUUGUGGCCCAUGAUCUGAUCCGGAAGAUGUCACCUCGCACAGGCGACACCAAGCCCAACUUCUUCCAGGAUUGCCUGAUGGAGGUGUUUGACAGCUUGGAGCAGCACAUUCAGAACCCUGUGGUGCUGCAGUCCAUCCUCAGCCUGAUGGACAGAGGCACCAUGGUGCUGACCACCAACUACGACAACCUGCUGGAGAUCUUCGGGCAGCAGCAGAGCAAGCCCAUGGAGUCCCUGGACUUGAAGGAUAAGACAAAGGUCCUUCAGUGGGCAAGAGGCCAUAUUAAGUAUGGAGUUCUUCAUAUUCAUGGCUUGUACACAGACCCCUGUGGGAUGGUGCUGGAUCCAUCAGGCUAUAAAGAUGUCACUCAAGAUCCGGAAGUAAUGGAAGUCCUGCAAAAUCUCUACCGCACCAAGUCAUUCCUGUUCGUGGGCUGUGGCGAGACGCUUCGAGACCAGAUAUUCCAAGCGCUCUUCUUGUACUCCGUGCCAAAUAAGGUGGACUUGGAGCACUACAUGGUAGUGCUCAAGGAAAACGAAGACCAUUUCUUUAAGCAUCAGGCAGAUAUGCUUUUGCAUGGAAUUAAAGUGGUGUCCUAUGGGGACUGUUUUGACCUUUUCCCAGGAUAUGUGCAAGACCUUGCCACUCAGAUCUGCAAGCAGCGAAGUCCAGAUGCUGAGCGAGUGGACAGCACCACCUUACUGGGUAAUGCAUGUCAGGACUGUGCAAAGAGGAAGUUGGAAGAGAAUGGAAUUGAAGUCACAAAAAAAGUUAGACAGUCAGAUACUGCAGAUGAUGCUGGAGGGUCUUGAAGUUUUUAAAACUUGAAACUUGAAAACCAGCCUUCAGCAACCACAGUGCCAUGCCCAAGUGAUGAGGAAUGUACAGAGGACUCCAUAUGGAUCUCUCAAUAGUGAACUGUCACACACCCCCAAAAGAGCCAUGUGGGUGUGUGGCCUUUGUGGUUGAAUGACAGAGCUCUACUAUGCGUUUAGCUGCUCAGGAGGUGACAUGGACACACUUCAGGUAUACUCAUAAGGACAGCUACCUCAGGGACCAAAUUGAGGGGUGGGAUGUACCUGGCAUUGUUCCCUUUUCCCAUUUGACAUGUUUUCUUAUGUCAGGGUGUUAUUUUUCCUAAUACACGGAGGAGAAUGAGGACUAUUCAAGCAACAGUAGUUGCCAAAGAGAAAAUAAGACAUAAACAUUUAUAUUUUAUAUCUUUAUGUGGAAAUACAUGGAAGCAUCUUUUGGCUGUAGAAAGUUUUUUUUUUUUAAAGAUGUGUUGGUUACAGUGUUAAACAGUAAAGCACAAGUGGAUAGUAGAGGGGCUGAACCCACUAGUGAAAAUUGUUUUUAAAGGGAUGACUAGAUCAAUUUGGUUUCUUUGGAAUUUUGACAUUUCAGUAAUUUCUGUUCCAAAGAAUUGGUAAACUGACUGUUAGUGAGUGUUAAGUCCAGACAGACUGAAGACCUUUCCCAAAGUCUUCAGUGCUGUCUAGAUCCACUGUGUGACUUCCAAGUUAAAAAGGGAGAGUGAAGCACAAGAUCAAGCUUUAAACUUUUAGAAGUUCUAAGCUUCCCAAGUCUUAUUUCUCUAGGAUAAGGCCCAUCCUUUCUGUUCUCCUCUCUUCCCACCGUUCAUAUUAAGAUUUACUUGGAGUGGGGUAGGCAAUACUUUGAAAGGGCUUGCCAAAUUUUAACUACAUUCAAGGUUAACUUCUGGGGAAACACUCAUGCUUAGACUACUGCAUAUGCCCACAGCUCCUCUGAUAGUGACUGUGGCAAAGGCUCACACGUUAUACAGAGUGGUCCUGAAAGGAAGACUUCUUAGAAACAGGUCCUGCAUGGUUCAUUUGAGGCUAUCCAUCUUUGAUAUGAUGCCAAGCUCUGCCUGUGACAUUGCAUGGACAGCACAGUAGCUCCCAAGGGAUACUGACAAUUAAGAACAGGAAACAUAGGUUGCUA
Messenger RNA from Mus caroli (Ryukyu mouse), 3096 nucleotides. It is a transcript of the gene Siral2, whose product is annotated as SIR2 antiphage like 2. NCBI's taxonomy places the organism in Eukaryota, Metazoa, Chordata, Mammalia, Rodentia, Muridae. The record is from RefSeq and is a predicted model, not a curated record.